UGACCCCCUCUGUUCAAGUUUCAACAUAAGAAGCUGCAAAACCCUCCACACAGAAGGAGUCCCCAAUCAAAUUAAAUUACUAAUCUUUAUUUCGAUUUCUCAAAACCCCAAAACCAGUGAAUCCCAAACACCAAAGCGUGAAUCGUAAGAUUAAAUAUAUGAUACAGUAGCAUGGAGGAAGACGAAGACAGGAUUUUGCUGAGCAGUUUGGGCGUCACGUCGGCCAAUCCCGAAGAUAUUGAGAGGCACAUUUUAUCUGAGGUUAAGAAUAAUGGCAAUGCCGGUGACAUUGGUGAGGCUGGAGGGAGCAAUGAGGAGGAGGAGUUGGGGGAGAAACCGGAGAGUGUUGAUCCAUCCGUGGCCAGCCACGCCAAACUCUAUAACAAAUUGAGGGCAGUUGAGUUUGAAAUCGAUGCGGUGGCAUCCACUGUCGAGCAUGAACAAGGCGGGAAUGAAGAUGGCAUUCGUGAUGGUGAUGAUGGCGAGGAACGGGGGGAUAAGGAGGAUGAUGUUGAGGCUUCUGAUAACCUUCAGCAUGCUUUGGCCACUGAUAGACUACGGAGUCUGAAGAAAACAAAGGCUCAACUUGAGAAAGAGCUUUCGGACUUGGGCAAGCAAAGACCUUCUAAGGGUAUUGAGCUUGACAGAGUCUUGUCUAAUAUUGUCAAGGAAAAGCCUGCACCCAAGAGGAAGUUGAAACAGGUUCAGAAGUCUGGCAAAAAACAAGAAAAGCGGGUUAAAACAGUCUCAUUUGAUGAGGAUGAUGAUUUUGAUGCCGUGUUGGAUGCAGCCUCCACAGGGUUUGUUGAAACGGAAAGAGAUGAAUUAGUUCGAAAAGGGAUCUUAACUCCUUUCCAUAAACUAAAGGGCUUUGAACGCCGCCUUCAAGAUGGAGGGCCAUCUCAGAGGCAUAAUGAUCCCGCAGAAGAAGACAGAAAUGAUGAUUUAUUUUCAGCCAGUGUUGCUAGAGCAGCCCAAUCAAUAUCAAAGGCUGCACAAGCCCGCCCAACUACAAAGCUACUUGAUUCGGAAGCUCUACCAAGGCUUGAGGCAGCCACCUAUUCUUUCCAGAGGCUAAGGAAACCUCUGAAAAUCCCCCAAUCCCUUGAAAAUGAUACACAGAAGAACAAAAAAUCAGGAACAAGAAGGAAGCGUCCUUUGCCUGAGAAGCGAUGGAGAAAUCGCAUUUCUCUUGAGGAAAUGAAUUUGAACGGAAACGAGGUGAGCACCCCUAGGGAAGAAGAAAACCAGGAAGAUACUGGAGAUAUAGAUGAUGAUGAGUAUCCUCAUGUUACCCUUGAAGGGGGCUUGAAAAUCCCUGAGUACAUUUUUGAACAACUCUUUGACUAUCAAAAAGUAGGGGUCCAGUGGCUCUGGGAAUUGCAUUGCCAAAAAGCAGGUGGAAUCAUUGGAGAUGAGAUGGGUCUUGGUAAAACCAUCCAGGUCUUAUCUUUCCUUGGUGCACUGCAUUUCAGUCGUAUGUACAAACCAAGCAUUAUUGUAUGCCCGGUUACACUAUUGCGACAAUGGAGAAGGGAGGCUAAGAAAUGGUACCCAAGCUUUCAUGUGGAGUUACUUCAUGAUUCUGCUCAGGACUCAAGUAAUAGAAAAAAACAAUAUAAAUCUUCUGGAAGUGAUUCUGAUAGUGAAGGUUCACUGGAUAGUGAUUAUGAGAGACCUGUAUCAUCCAAAGGUGCCAGAAAAUGGGAUGCCUUGAUAAAUCGUGUUUUGAGGUCAGAAUCUGGGUUGCUUAUUACAACUUAUGAGCAACUUCGUAUCGUUGGGGAAAAAUUGCUGGACGUUGACUGGGGUUAUGCAGUUUUGGAUGAAGGACACCGAAUUCGGAAUCCAAACGCAGAAAUUACUCUAGUUUGUAAACAGUUACAAACAGUACACCGUAUUAUCAUGACGGGUGCCCCAAUUCAGAACAAGCUGACUGAACUGUGGUCCUUGUUUGAUUUUGUCUUCCCUGGAAAGUUGGGGGUUUUGCCCAUAUUUGAGGCUGAGUUUGCCGUUCCCAUAUCUGUUGGCGGUUAUGCGAAUGCUUCACCGUUACAAGUAUCGACAGCUUACAGGUGUGCUGUGGUUCUGCGAGAUCUGAUCAUGCCGUAUCUCCUCCGGCGCAUGAAGGCUGAUGUGAAUGCACAUCUUCCUAAGAAGACUGAACAUGUCAUCUUUUGCAGCCUCACCACUGAGCAACGAUCUGCAUAUAGAGCUUUUCUUGCCAGCUCUGAUGUGGAACAGAUUUUGGACGGCAAUAGGAAUUCACUUUAUGGAAUUGAUGUGAUGCGUAAAAUUUGCAACCACCCUGAUCUGCUUGAGAGGGAACAUGCUGGCCAGAAUCCUGAUUAUGGGAAUCCUGAGCGCAGUGGGAAAAUGAAAGUUAUUGCCCAAGUUCUUAAAGCUUGGAAGGAGCAAGGUCAUCGUGUUCUUCUAUUUAUGCAAACCCAACAAAUGCUUGACAUUAUUGAAAGUUUUCUGGUCGCUGGUGAAUAUAGCUACAGAAGGAUGGACGGUCUGACUGCCAUCAAACACAGAAUGGCCUUAAUAGAUGAAUUUAACAACUCAAAUGAUGUGUUUAUUUUCAUCCUUACGACUAAAGUAGGAGGUCUAGGGACAAAUUUGACAGGUGCAAAUAGGGUGCUCAUCUUUGACCCUGACUGGAACCCUUCAACUGACAUGCAGGCCAGGGAGCGUGCUUGGCGUAUUGGUCAGAAGCGGGACGUAACUAUAUAUAGAUUGAUUACUCGUGGAACUAUAGAAGAGAAGGUGUAUCAUAGACAGAUUUACAAACAUUUUCUCACGAAUAAGAUAUUGAAAAACCCCCAGCAGAGAAGGUUCUUUAAAGCUCGAGAUAUGAAGGAUCUCUUCAUUCUGAAUGAUGAGGGAGACAGUGGGGCUACUGAAACAGCUAAUAUAUUUGGGCAGUUAUCUGAAGAUGCCAAUGUUGUUUGUGCUCAGAAAGAUGACCACAGUACGCGAGAGUCUAAGAAAGUUACUGUACCAUAUACCAAUGCUUCUGCUGGCAAAAGAAGGAACUCUGAGAUUGAAUCAUCAAGGAGAAAUGGAAAAGAAAAAGCUGAUCACAGUGAGGGCGAUGUGGACGAAGAAACAAAUAUUCUGAAGUGUCUUUUUGACACGCAAGGGAUCCAUAGUGCUAUGAACCAUGAUGUGAUCAUGAAUGCCCAUGAUGAAGAGAAGAUGAGGCUUGAGGAGCAAGCUUCCCAAGUUGCACAAAGAGCAGCAGAAGCAUUGCGCCAGUCACGAAUGCUUCGGAGCCGUGACAGUGUAUCUGUCCCCACAUGGACUGGGAAAUCAGGAAUGGCAGGUGCACCAUCAGCUGUCCGUGGGAAAUUUGGUUCUACUGUGAAUUCCCGAUUGAUAAGUAAUACCAAACCCUCCGCUGAAGUUUCCAACAGUAGAACAAAUGGGUUCGUGGCUGGGGCGUCUGCCGGGAAGGCAUUAUCUUCUGCUGAAUUACUAGCAAGAAUUCGAGGAAACCAGGAAAAAGCUGUUGAAGCUGGAAUUGAGCAACAGUUUGGGAUGGCUUCUAGUUCUUCUAGCAGAGGAAAAGCCGUGGAUGCUGGGCCUUCUAGGCAGUCACAGAACUUGGGUGGAGUGCCACCUGAAGUACUGAUUCGUAAGAUCUGUACAUUCCUCCGAGAAAGAGGUGGAAGUACGAAUUCUGCCACAAUAGUGCAGCAUUUUAAGGAUAGAAUACCCUCAAAAGAUCUUCCCUUGUUUAAGAAUCUUUUGAAGGAAAUAGCAAAGCUAGAGAAAACCCCGAGCGGAUCAGUUUGGGUUCUAAAGCCAGAGUUUCAUCAACAGUAAUUGAUUCAUUACUUGAGAGUGCUGAUUAGUUGGUGGAUUUUGA
Messenger RNA from Rosa chinensis, 3874 nucleotides. RefSeq names its product protein CHROMATIN REMODELING 8. Gene Ontology annotation, cellular component: nucleus. Gene Ontology annotation, molecular function: ATP-dependent chromatin remodeler activity; ATP binding. Gene Ontology annotation, biological process: transcription-coupled nucleotide-excision repair. The record is from RefSeq and is a predicted model, not a curated record. The coding region runs from base 172 to 3831 and encodes 1219 amino acids. The transcript has 8 exons. NCBI's taxonomy places the organism in Eukaryota, Viridiplantae, Streptophyta, Magnoliopsida, Rosales, Rosaceae.